Colius striatus (speckled mousebird) is the source of this 2209-nucleotide messenger RNA. RefSeq names its product syntrophin alpha 1 (gene SNTA1). The transcript is spliced from 8 exons. Gene Ontology annotation, cellular component: intracellular anatomical structure; dystrophin-associated glycoprotein complex; sarcolemma. The record is from RefSeq and is a predicted model, not a curated record. NCBI's taxonomy places the organism in Eukaryota, Metazoa, Chordata, Aves, Coliiformes, Coliidae. Gene Ontology annotation, molecular function: structural molecule activity; protein binding. The coding region runs from base 1 to 1476 and encodes 491 amino acids.
AUGGCGGCGGGCAGGCGCGCCCCGCGCACCGGGCUGCUGGAGCUGCGCGGCCCCGGCGGGCAGUGGCUCCGCGUCCUCCUCACCCUGGCCGAGGACGUGCUGGGGGUGAGCCCGACCGACGGCCCCGGCCCCGCCGCCGGCCCCGGCGAGGCCCCGGCGGCGCAGCUGAACGGCGGCGAUCCGAGCUCCGCCGUGCCCGAGGCACUCGCCAACAUCAGGCGCACGGUGCGCGUCGUCAAGCAGGACGUGGGGGGGCUCGGCAUCAGCAUCAAAGGUGGCCGAGAGAAUAAAAUGCCCAUCUUGAUCUCCAAGAUCUUCAAGGGGCUGGCAGCGGAUCAGACCGAGGCGCUGUACGUGGGGGAUGCCAUCCUGGCCGUCAACGGCACCGACCUCUCCGAGGCAACGCACGACGAGGCCGUGCAAGCCCUGAAGAAGACGGGCAAGGAGGUGGUCUUGGAAGUGAAGUACAUGAAGGAGAUCUCGCCCUACUUCAAGAACUCCUCAGCGGGAGCCACGGUCAGCUGGGACCCGUCGCCCUCCGCCCCGCAGAAGCGCUCAUCCCCCCUGCUCCCGCCUCGGGAGCUCUGGGAGGGCCGCUCCGUGCCUCUGAAGAUGUGCUACGUGUCCCGCAAGUGCCUCCCCACCGACCCAGAGCACAGGUACCUGGAGGUGUGCUCGGCGGACGGGCGCGUCGCUCUCUUCCUGCGGGCCAAGGACGAGGCCACGGCGCAGUCGUGGCUCAACGCCAUCCAGGCCACGGCGGGCACGCUGCUGCCGCGGGUGAAGGAGGAGCUGCGGGCACAGCUUGUGGGGGCUGGCGCGGCGGCUGGGCGCGAUGUCAAGCACGUGGGCUGGCUGACCGAGCAGCUCCCCAGCGCUGGCACCAGGAACCUCUUGGCCAUCCUCACUGAGAAGGAGCUGCUGCUGUAUGGCAGCCUGCCGCAGAGCCGGGAUGCCAUGGGCAAGCCCACCCACAGCUACCCCCUCAUUGCUACCAGGCUGGUGCACUCGGGGCCGGGCAAGGGCUCGGCGCUGUACGAGGCGGAGCUGUCGUUCGCGCUGCGCAGCGGGACGCGGCUGGGCGUGCAGACGCAUCUCUUCAGCCUGGAGAGCCCCCGCGACCUGGCGCUGUGGACGCGGCUGCUGGUGGACGGCACGCACGGCGCGGCGGAGCUGGCGCAGGAGGCCUCGGCAGCCUGCACGUGGAAGGGGCGGGAGUGCACCCUCUCCAUCCACAUCGACAAGGGCUUCACCAUCUCCACCACCGAGCCUGGGCUCAGCAAGACCGUCCUGCUCCAGCAGCCCUUCGAGAAGCUGCAGAUGUCCUCUGAUGAUGGCACCAAGAUGCUCUACCUGGACUUUGGUGGCCCGGAGGGAGAGAUUCAAUUGGACCUUCACUCCUGCCCUAAAACCAUCGUCUUCAUCAUCCACUCCUUCCUCUCGGCCAAGGUGACCCGGCUGGGGCUGCUGGCAUGAAGAGGGAGCCGAGCAUGGGGCAGAGCGGCCCCAGCCCCGGCCAAUCUAUGCACCUCCCUCCCUCCAGGCCAACCCCAGCCCCGAGCCAUCCCACCUAGCCUGCAGGGCCACACCGCUGUCCUGCUGGGAAGAGCCACCCCGGGGCUUUGUGGGCAGCGGUGGGCUGAAGCCCCCUUGGCUGGCAGCACUGGCACUUCUCCGCUCCCUUCUCGCCCUCCUCUCCCCCUGCGGUGCCUGGCGGCGGCUGGAGGAGGCCGGUGGCAGCCCAUGUGAGCAGCCCUGCUCUGCUCCUCACCCCAGUGCCUUCAGAGAUGAUAUUUUCUGGACAAAGAACCCGUUUCUAGCGAUGUUUUGUAUUUAUAUGGCCCAGUUACAAACGCUGACGCAGCAGCUUUCACCUGCCUGCCUCGGACCCCCCUGGAGCCCAGGUCCUGCAGCCCCAGGGUGUGUGUGUGUCCCUUGGAGGCUGCAGCCAGCUCCUGAGCGCCUGAGAGAUGGGAACUGCACAUCAGCUCUAGCUGCUAUUUCUGUGUCCAUGUUGCACCCAAUGACAGGAACCACUUUGCUGGAGUUGGAUCGUUUUACUUUGCUAACUCCUGGGUCACUUUAUUUCUUGGUUUUGAGGGGGGAGAGUUGGCAGGUGGCUGCUGGGAAAUAACUUCUUUUAUGAACCAAGAUUCUACAUGAAAACACUUUUUUUUGAGGGGGGUCAAAUAAACGUUGCAGAUCACAA